Messenger RNA from Oreochromis niloticus (Nile tilapia), 921 nucleotides. Its product is annotated as macrophage mannose receptor 1-like. The coding region runs from base 51 to 623 and encodes 190 amino acids. The transcript has 2 exons. The record is from RefSeq and is a predicted model, not a curated record. NCBI's taxonomy places the organism in Eukaryota, Metazoa, Chordata, Actinopteri, Cichliformes, Cichlidae.
CCUAUUACACUGACUUGGCCAGUGGACUCGAUCAGGUAGAUGGAGGAGAAAUGAAGGACCUGAUCAAGUCUAAGAGCUCUCAGUUUAGCGCAUGGAUCGGUCUGUUCAGAGACAGCUGGAGGUGGUCAGAUGGGAGUGAUUUCUCUUUCAGAUACUGGGAUAUGGAGUUAUUCAAUGAUGAACAAAGCAACAAGACAUGUGCUAUGACUCUGUUAAACAGAUCAGGAAAAUGGAGCUCUGAUGAAUGUGACAAAGAAAAACCCUUCUUCUGUUAUGAUGAUAAAUUGAUCCUGAUCAAAGAAAACAAGACCUGGGAGGAGGCCUUGGAUUACUGCAGAAGGCGUCACAGAGACCUGGUCUCCAUCACUAACCCUUACCAACAGAGAUGGGUGGAGGAGAGAGCCAAGAAUGCCUCGAGUCCUUUUGUCUGGCUCGGCCUGCGCUACUCCAGCACUCUGGAUCUGUGGUUCUGGGUCAAUGACCAGCUGGUCUGCUAUGAGAAGUGGAGCAAAAAUGGUACGACUGAAGAGUGUGACGUGGCUGUGGGCAUGCAGAGUGGAGGACAGCAUGAGUGGUUCAGUCAGAGAAAAAAUGAGACAUAUAAUUUUUUUUGUUUAAAAUAAGACUUCAUUUAGACUGCAUUACAGGCUUCAUUCUGGAGUGAAUUUCUUUGAUUCUGUAGUUUUCUGCUGUGUGAGGUUUUGGUGAUGGGAAAAUUUAAACUAAAAGAAAAACAAAAUCUAUAGUUUUAACCUGCAGAAUAUUGAUAAAAUCUGAUCUUCACUGAAGUAAAUAUAGUUUUCUCAUUUUCCUCUUGACCAUCUGAUUCAGUGAUGCCAUAAAUACUUACUUUCGUCAUUACUGAUGCAUUUUUGAUUAUUACACUUUUGUUGUUGGAUGUCAUAAACAAAGUUUUGGUUU